Molecule: messenger RNA, 912 nt
Organism: Metarhizium brunneum ARSEF 3297
Lineage: Eukaryota; Fungi; Ascomycota; Sordariomycetes; Hypocreales; Clavicipitaceae
Gene: THYN1
Product: Thymocyte nuclear protein 1
Cellular component (GO): nucleus
Source: RefSeq, a predicted model, not a curated record
AUGGCACCGAGAAAACGAGCUGCCUCAGGCAUUGAGACCAAUGGCGAACCCGUUCCCAAGAGACGCUCAGCUCGUCAAGCAACAGCCUCUGUCUCCAAUUCGUCUUCUGGCCCAGUCUCUACUCAAAACAUCCAAGUGCCUCGGAAUGCUGGGACCAAGGCGAGCUCCAAGCAAUCCAAGACGGACACCGAGGCCGCGGCCAAAAAGCCCACCAAGCAGUCAACAGGCGGCGCAAAGGCCAGCAAGGCGGCCUCGCCAAUCGCAAGUAAGAAGGAUGCCGGCGCCAAGAGCAAUGAAAGAGCCGCAUCAGAAGACGUCGACGUAGAUUCUAUACCCACAACUAAUCCCGAGGCGCCCCGACAUGAAGGCGAGUGGUACUGGCUGAUGAAGGCGGAGCCGGAGACGCGCUAUGAGAACGGCAUCGACGUGAGGUUUUCCAUCGACGACUUGCGGGCCAAGACGAAACCCGAGGGCUGGGAUGGAAUCAGAGCAUAUGCCGCCCGCAACCACAUGCGGAACAUGAAUGCCGGCGACAAAGCCUUCUUCUACCACUCCAACUGCAAAGAACCCGGCAUAGCGGGCACAAUGGAGGUGGUCAAGGAAUUCUCCGAAGACGUGAGCGCCCGUCGGCCGGGCACACCCUACUACGACUCCCAAUCGACAAAGGACAAGCCGCGCUGGAGUCUUGUCCACGUCGAGUUUCGCAAAAAGUUCGCCGUGCCGAUUCCCCUCAAGGAACUACGCGAGAUGGGGAAGCCAGGCGGCCCGCUGGAGAACAUGCAGAUGCUGAAGCAGAGCCGGCUGAGUGUGAGCCGGGUCAGCAGCGAGGAGUGGGCGGCCUUGUGUAAGGUUGCGGACGAGAAGGCGAAGGAGGCGGGAUUGGAGCAUGAGACGGGCAAGUUGAAGAAGUGA